CUCUUAGUCAGGAUCGGCAUUGCACUGUGAAAAAGUCAUCAUGUCAAGUGGGGAUAAGUCGAAAGGUUCUUCCCACACAGACGGGAGGAUGGGUUUUAGCAGGAAAUCUGACCCUGGGAAUAACCAAUACAAGAUGAUCGUGUAUGAGCAGGAGAACUUCCAGGGUCGCAUGGUGGAGAUCACCAGUGAGUGCUUGAACAUUUGUGAGUUGGGCUUGGAGCGUGUGCGCUCCCUCCGCGUUGAGUCCGGGCCCUUCGUGGGCUUUGAGCAGAUGAGCCUCUGUGGUGAGAUGUACAUCCUGGAGAAGGGCGAAUACCCUCGCUGGGACUCUUGGAGCAACUCCCAGAAGAACGACUACCUGCUGUCAUUCAGGCCGGUGAAAAUGGUGAGGACUGGAAAGCCGUCUUCUCCUCUAGCAAGUGUUGACCCCCAAUGUUUGGUUCACCAGGACCCCGAAAAGCACAAAAUCUGCUUAUUUGAAGUGGGGGACUUUAAGGGGCGCAAAAUGGAGAUCAUGGACGAUGAUGUUCCCAGUCUUUCCUCGUACGGCUUCACUGACAGAGUGGCUAGCAUCAUCGUCAGCUGCGGAACUUUCGUGGGAUACCAGUUCCCUGGAUACCGUGGUAGUCAGUACCUGCUGGAGAAGGGGGAGUACAAGCAUUUCAAUGAGAUCGGCGCCCGCAACCCCCAGAUGCAGUCGGUGAGGCGCGUCCGUGACAUGCAGUGGAACCAACAGGGAUGCUAUAACAUCACCAGCAAGUGAAGAUUAGGGAAGGAGAGAAAGAGAAAGAGCGCAGGCGAUGGAGAGGGCCCAAGGAAGAGGGAGCGGGGGGGAGACUUCUGACGCUUAGGAACACAGUCAAACCACAGGCUCGGAUCAAGCUCCUGUCGUGGGACAAGUUUUGAGCAGGGCGCUCCAUUCUGCCGUCAUUAUUUUUCUCUUUCUCCCCUGCGACUCGAGCUUCGCUUUCCCGAUUAUGUCUCCCUUUUGUAGUGCCUGACUUGACUCCUCCGGGAGUCCAUGUAGAAACGUUCACACCUUCUUGCUGUUUAAGAAGAUUCUCAGCUCAGGGUACGAUGCACCAUGAGGAACCGAGUCCUGACAGCCCUUUGCUUACAUGUUCUUCCUCUAGUGCACGGCGCAUUCUCAGUUGUACAGAUUCAUGGCCAAUAAAGUGAAACAUAUGGAUUUCAACCAUGUUGUGAUUGUUACUCCUACCGGUUAUUGACCCCGCAUGUCCUGUAUCUGUAUGUGCUGAAAUGUAUUUCCUCUUUUGCUAUACAGACUUCCACCACUGUUCCUUUUUUUCCUUUGUAAAAGCAGAGGUCACCAAUAAGUUGAUCUCAAUGUGCGACUAGUACUUCAUAGUGGUAGCUCAGGUAGAUAAUGAAAAAGCCAAACUAACAUGUGAUGUUCAAUAAAAUCGUUUUA
Molecule: messenger RNA, 1432 nt
Organism: Synchiropus splendidus (mandarinfish)
Lineage: Eukaryota; Metazoa; Chordata; Actinopteri; Syngnathiformes; Callionymidae
Gene: crybb1l1
Product: crystallin, beta B1, like 1
Exons: 5
Coding region: 41-763 (240 amino acids)
Biological process (GO): lens development in camera-type eye; visual perception
Molecular function (GO): structural constituent of eye lens
Source: RefSeq, a predicted model, not a curated record